CUGUCACUCUAACAUCUUCAUUUCUUAUCAAAAGAAAAGGGAUCUGAGCAUCAAUUUUAGUGGAGGAUUUCUCAAUUUUCCUAGCUACUAUUAAAACCAUUUUGAAUGGCGAGAGAUCGAGAUUCAGUGAGAAAGAGCCAAGAGAUGAAGAUGUUGAAUACUUCGAAUUUCUAACGUAUCAACAAGAGUGGAUCUGUGGAGUUUUGGGGUCGAGAUUCAAAUCAAUCAUUUCAUUCUUUUUCCAACAGCAGCGAUUGAAUCGUGGGGUUCUCAUGUGGGUAUGCAACAUAUAUUGAAGUUACAACAGCAAUAAACACGGAAUUUGGGGGUUUUGAGGUUCGAUUUGGUCUGCAAUCAAUUGAAGAAGUUGGUACAGGCAUCUGCAAAUGGGGUAUUCAUUGUCUAUCUUUGAUGGCGGAAAUCGAUUAUUGCAGUGGUGUUUUUGGUAGUCGUGUGUAUAUGUAGGAUUCAUGGGACUUCACUUGCGUUGUGGGUGCUGUAAAGAAUUGGAGUUUGCUGUUUUGAUGUAAACUAAAAUUGGGUUCAUGUGAAAGGAAUUGAGGGAAGAAAUGAGUAGUGUGGAUGUAUACAGAUGUUGAGUUCGAGAUUUUGGGGGUCUAAUCGAUACUAGUUUCAUGAAAUUUACAGUCUCACUGAACAAGGAAGUGGAGGCGCAUACAGGAAAGCAAUUGGUUGAUUAUUGGGAUGUAUUGUAUGGGGUUUGUUGUCGUCCGAGCAGUGAAGUUGGGGUCAGUGUUGGCUGAUUUUAUUAUGCUACAAAGAAGGUGCUUGGACGAGAUGGCUGCCAAUGAUUCAUGACUGAAAAUGAUGUGUUUGUGUGAAAGGUUUGAUGGUGUAAUGAUUCAAUGGAUGUAUGAUUUCAGUUCCACAUCAUCAUCUGAAUUUUAGGGGUUUGUUUACAUGGGUUGCUGAAUCACUGGUGUAGAGAGCUGUUUAUAUCAAGUCAAAUACAGUUAACUGAUUUCAGAUUUUGUGAGCAGAAAUAUGUGGAAGACGUUACAGCUGUUGGAAUGAUUUUCCCCCAAUCUAAGAAAUGUUCGAAUCAAGUAGUUAGAGAAGAAGUCAAGUUGUUGCUGUAUAAAAUAUGAGCUUAAUCAACCAAGAAGGGCACGCUGGAAUACUGCAAACUUAAUUUUCUUUUUCUUUCAUUUCAUUUUUAGUUCUUUUUAACUCUCUUGUGUGUUAGAGUUUUUGAUUCAAUAUUUUUUAUGGUUAUCUACACAACAAUGAGAAGCUAAACCCCUCUCUGCCAAGACUAGAAGGGAAGCUUAAUGGGUUCAAGUAUCAUUUACAGUGAUCAUAAAUAAAGUCCAAGUUUUAAUCCAUUUCUUUGUCUCUGUUUGAUUGCAAUUUUGUGUUGGUAGUGUCUAUAAACUUCUUAGAUUCAUUGUGAUUUCCGGAUACAUUGAAUACUAGGGAAUCCCUGUGACAUUUCUCAAUCGAGCUUUAUGUUAGAAAUUUAAUUAAUUGUCAUGAAAUGGUAUUUGUUUAAUUACAUUGAGAUUCUAAUUUGUUAUAUCUACCGGGUAGAAUGAAUCGUUAUUCAUUUCUAUCUGAGUUAUAAUUUGAUCAUAUACAUACUUGAAUACAUUAGGUGAAACCUUAAAGUCUUGGUAGAAUUACAUCAACUGUUACUUUUUAUAAUUAUGUUCUCUGAUUUCUCAAUUACAAAUCAAAAUUAUAUUAUUGCUUUGCUAAACAAUUCUUCUGAGCACCAACAAUCUUUGUGGUUCGAACACGACUAUACUACACUUCUUUAUCUUUGAUACUCUGAAAAGAGUGAUCAAAUUUUGGCGCCGCGGGACGGGGAUUUUUUAGUGUUCCUUAGAAUUAAGUUUUGCAUAGGUUUAUUUUAAGUUUUGUUUUAGAGUUUUCUGAUUUAUGUUGCUUCUUAACAGGGAGUCAGAUAGCUCAAAAGACUUGGCUACAUUAGGAGAUGCUACGGGUGCAGGGAACAAGUGUUGUUGCUUCAGUUGUGAUUAGGCUGAAAUAUUGCCGAAAUCACAACCAUUUGGGUAACAUUAUAUAUGUUUCUUGUUUCUUUUGUGUAUGCAAUAUUCUAGGUCUGAUCAUUUUAAUCGACUGCGUAACUAUCACCGUUUAGCUAAUAGGGUAUUAGUGAAUCACCCUAGUCAUUCAAUGGAAGGUGAAGCUGAGAGAUUAGCGACUGAGGUUGAAGCUGCUAAAAUAGCUGCUGAGGCCGCAGCCAAUGCUGAUGGACCUAGAACCCCUUGGGAUUAUUUGCAGCCGGAAAGGACUUCUACACCUUCUUGUAUAGUUCUUCCGGCUAAUGCUGGCAAUGUGUCGAUUAAGUACGGGCAGAUGCAAGCACUACCUACGUUUCAUAGAUUGGACUCCGAGAGUCCAUACGUACAUUUGAAAGAAUUUGAUGAGAAGGUGAAGAUCAACAUACCUCUCUUGAGCGUGAUUAAGCAAGUUCCAGCUUACGCCAAGUUCUUGAAGGAUCUCUGCACGGUCAAGAGGAAGCACAAUGUGCAGAAAAAGGCAUUUCUCACGGAACAGGUAAGUUUUAUUCUUCAACAUAACACUCCUCCCAAAUAUAAAGAUCCGGGAUGCCCUACUAUUUCUUGUAUAAUAGGGGAUUUCAUGAUCAAACAAGCACUUCUGGAUAUGGGAGCUAGUGUAAACCUCCUACCCUUCUCGGUUUAUGAGCAGUUGGGCUUAGGUAAAUUAAAACCCACCUCAGUCACUCUACAACUUGCGGACAGGUCAGUUAAAGUACCGAGAGGGGUAGUUGAGAAUGCGUUAAUUCAAAUCGAUAAAUUUUAUUAUCCAGUGGAUUUUAUCGUUUUGGAUACUCAACCUGUAGCUAAUGCUAGUAAAGAAAUACCUGUCAUCUUAGGUCGUCCUUUUCUUGCAACUGCAAAUGCCUUGAUUAAUUGUCGAACUGGAAUAAUGAAUCUUUCAUUUGAAAAUAUGACUGUUGAGUUGAACAUAUUUGAUGCAUGUAAAGAUCCAGGUGGUAGAGAUGAUAUUCAUGAAGUUAAUAUGGUUGAAACAUGUGUGCAGGAAAAAACAUCUCAUCUAGAAGCUAAGGUUCCUUUAGAAGCUUGUCUUCCUAAUUUGUUGGAUUUCGAUGAGGAUGAAUACAUUGAAGAAGUUAAUUCUUCAGUGAAUUCAUCCAUGUUGCUGGAUUUGGAUAAGUGGCAGUCUAGAUUUGAGUCACUCAAAAUCAGUGAGACCGAGCAAUUGUCUCCAUCCGUAGAAUUCCCAAAGCCCAACCUUAAUUCCCUUCCGAGUGAACUGAAUCAUAAUAUUUUAGGACAAAAUGAAGAUGUUCAAGUUUUCAUUCCAUCUGAACUUAAUGAUAAAUAGAAGACAAUGCAUUCACAUGUUCUUAGGAAGCAUAUAAGUGUCGCAGGAUGGAGUAUUGCAGACAUAGAAGGGAUUGAUCCUAGUAUUUGCACACGUAGGAAGUCACAGCUAAAUGAACUUCAUGAGAUUAAAAAUGGGGAUGAUACGAACUGCAAAUGUAAAAUGAAAUUGUUUCUUGAUAAGCAUGUUAUUAGGGAAAUAAUUGAACCAUUUCUUUGCUAUGAUUCUCAUUUGCACCACUUUUCAGGUAAGCUUAAGUCACGAUGGAAAGACCAGUUCAAUGUUAAAAAUGAAUUUCGUGAUUAUACUGUUGGCAUUCAAAAUCCUAAUAAUAACAACAUCUUCAAGAUUAAUGUGCAGCGUUUGAAACCAUUUUUGGAACUUGUGAAUCCAGAAGUCGAUACCACGACUCUGGAGGAUCCUUCUUAUAAUUGAUUGGCUGUGUUUUGCAGAUGUCUGGAUGGAGAAAUAAAAUUCAACACUUUAGGGAGACAACCCUUGUGUUUGUGGGUAUCACAGCUGAAAGCCCUCACGAGACAGAACUCAUCCUCUUGUGCGAGCUUGAGGUUUAAAGGCUUGUUGCAUGAGCCAAAUGCAAUCGAACUGACCUGCGACAAUGGAAUUACAAAUGAAACCCGUUCACCCGGAAAAUAAAUGGCUAAACGAUGAGCUGAAUGGUGUUUGCGACAAUAAAGCUCAAGGAAACAAAAGAGGUCGGGCCUGUGGUGGUCUGCCUUGUACACCCAUGCUGCUAACCACUCGAUCCACUUGCUUGGCUCUUUCAUUUCACGGACAGAGCGAAUGGAGGCUAAGAAGAUGGACGUGGCAGCUCUCCUACCACAUUCCUUUUGUGGUCUGUCACUCUAACAUCUACAUUUCUUAUCAAAAGAAAAGGGAUCUGAGCAUCAAUUUUAGUGGAGGAUUUCUCAAUUUUCCUAGCUACUAUUACAACCAUUUUCAAUGGCGAGAGAUCGAGAUUCAGUGAGAAAGAGCCAGGAUAUGAAGAUGUUGAUUACUUCGAAUUUCUACCGUAUCAACAAGAGUGGAUCUUUGGAUUUUUGGGGUCGAGAUUCAAAUCAAUCAUUUAAUUCUUUUUCCAACAGUAGUGAUUGAAUCGUGGGGUUCUCAUGUGGGUAUGCAACUGAUAUUGAAGUUACAGCAGCAACGAACACGGAAUUUGGGGGGUUUUGAGGUUCGAUUUGGUCUGCAAUCAAUUGAAGAAGUUGGUACAGGCAUCUACAGAUGGGUUAUUCAUUGUCUGUCUUUGAUAGCGGAAAUCGAUUAUUGCAGUGGUGUUUGUGGUAGUCGUGUGUAUAUGGAGGAUUCAUGGAACUUCACUUGCGUUGUGGGUGCUGUAAAGAAGUGGAGUUUGCUGUUUUGAUGUAAACUAAAAUUGGGUUCAUGUGAAAGGAAUUGAGGGCUGAAAUGAGUAGUGUGGAUGUAUACAGAUGUUGAGGUCGAGAUUUUGGGGGUUUAAUCGAUACUAGUUUCAUGAAAUUUACAGUCUCACUGAACAAGGAAGUGGAGGCGCAUACAUGAAAACAAUUGGGUGAUUAUUGGGAUGUAUUGUAUGGGUUAGUUGUCGUCCGAGCAGUGAAGUUGGGGUCAGUGUUGGCUGAUUUUAUUAUGCUACAAAGAAGGUGCUUGGACGAGUUGGAUGCCAAUGAUUCAUGACUGAAAAUGAUGGGUUUGUGUGAAAGGUUUGCUGGGGUAAUGGUUCAAUGGAUGUAUGAUUUCAGUUCCACAUCAUCAUCUGAAUUUUAGGGGUUUGUUUACAUGGGUUGUUGAAUCAGUGGUGCAGGGCUAUGAUGGUUGCUAUUGAUGGGGAAUUUUGGUUGAUGUUUACAUUGACUGAAUUGUGAGAAUUUACAGGAAGAGAGCUGUUUAUAUCAAGUCAGAUACAGUUAACUGAUUUCAGCUUUUGUGAGCAGAAAUAUGUGGAAGACGUUACAACUAUUGGAAUGACUUUCUUCCAAUCCAGGAAAUGUUUGAAUCAAGUAGUUAGAGAAGAAGUCAAGUUGUUGCUGUAUAAAGGAUGAGCUUAAUCAACCAAGAAGGGUACGCUGGAAUACUGCAAACUUAAUUUUCUUUUUCUUUCAUUUCAUUUUCAGUUCUUUUUAGCUCUCUUGUGUGUUAGAGUUUUUGAUUCAAUAUUUUUUAUGGCUAUCUACACAACAAUGAGAAGCUAAACCCCUCUCUGCCAAGACUAGAGGGGAAGCUUAAUGGGGUUGAAGUAUUAUUUACAGUGAUCAUAAAUAAAGUCCAAGUUUUAAUUCA
Molecule: messenger RNA, 5634 nt
Organism: Papaver somniferum (opium poppy)
Lineage: Eukaryota; Viridiplantae; Streptophyta; Magnoliopsida; Ranunculales; Papaveraceae
Exons: 3
Coding region: 2071-3357 (428 amino acids)
Source: RefSeq, a predicted model, not a curated record